Esox lucius (northern pike) is the source of this 2146-nucleotide messenger RNA. RefSeq names its product endonuclease G (gene endog). Gene Ontology annotation, molecular function: single-stranded DNA endonuclease activity; nucleic acid binding; metal ion binding. NCBI's taxonomy places the organism in Eukaryota, Metazoa, Chordata, Actinopteri, Esociformes, Esocidae. The record is from RefSeq and is a predicted model, not a curated record. Gene Ontology annotation, cellular component: nucleus; mitochondrial inner membrane. Bases 159 to 1091 code for a protein of 310 amino acids. Gene Ontology annotation, biological process: apoptotic DNA fragmentation. The transcript has 3 exons.
CUACUGUCAUAUCCAUGCGCCUGUAACUGAAAUCGAUAUGCAAAAGAGAUUUAGGACGUGUUUUUUUGUGAUAUGAAAGUAAAUUUUUCUUAAUAAGCUGAUUGUUGCAAUAUCGGUGAAGACCUGUCUGGUUUGUCCAAAUUAUUCAGGUGUAUGAAAUGUAUCGGGUUAUCUGUUCUAAGUGGUUUAUCUCCGGCGUGUCCUUGACUGUCGGGGCAGCUAUCGGUGUGUCGGUGAACGAAGGUUUGAUAGACUGUAACACCGGUCCGAGCUAUGGUUUGCUUAGCCGUGUCCCGGUUAUUCCUAUUCCUUGCGUGGACGCAGCAACUGACCUCACCACCACGUACCAAGGAGGUAGCCAAAUGGCUGGGCCCCGCUCAUCAGCUGCGAUGAAGUACGGGUUUCCAUCUCUUGCCAAUAUCAAGAGUAGAGAGUCCUACGUGACUUCUUAUGAUCCUAGAAACCGGACUGCUGCGUGGGUUUUAGAGCAGCUCAGCCCCGAAUGCUUGACUGGACCGUCUGACAGGAAAUAUAGUGAGUUUAAAGAGGACGAGACGGUGCACGUGUACCACAGGGCUACUCUUGCGGACUACCGAGGCAGUGGAUUUGACAGGGGGCAUUUGGCAGCAGCUGCCAAUCAUAAAUGGAGCCAAAAGGCAAUGGAUGACACUUUUUACCUUAGUAAUGUCUCACCACAGAAUCCUAACAUGAAUCAAAAUGCAUGGAACAACUUGGAGAAGUACUGCCGUUCACUUUGCAAGCACUACAUGAAUGUGUUUGUGUGCACAGGACCACUUUACCUCCCCAGACAGGAGCAUGAUGGGAAAAUGUAUGUGAGGUACCAGGUGAUUGGGAAGAACCACGUGGCUGUCCCCACCCAUUUCUUCAAGGUGGUGAUCCUGGAGAAGCAGAGGGGUGACGUGGAGCUGCGCUCGUAUGUGAUGCCCAACACACAGGUGGAUGACAAGAUACCGCUGGAGCACUUUCUGGUGCCCAUUGAGAGCAUUGAGAGAGCCUCUGGACUGCUCUUUGUACCCAACAUUAUGAAAAGGACAAGUAGCUUGCUAGCUAUCACUGCCGGACGCAAAUAGGUUUGGUCACCUUGAUGUAGUGUCCUGUUCAUUUGGAUACACACCCUUUAGACUGGCAAUGGCCAAGCAAGGCUUAAUUCGUGUUAUUUUGGCAGCAGGAUAUUAUGCAGGCAUGCACUUAGAUUUUCUUUAUCACAAUAAAGGCCCUCAUUGAAAUAUAUAAGGCAAGAUAGUUAACGGUCUAGGCUGUGAGAAAGAACAGACAAGAACAACAUUUGAAUGGACUUUAAACAUAAAAUGAUUGUUAACUAUGUUGCCUUAUAUAUUUCAAUGAUGACUUUUAUUUUGAAAAAUUAAAUCUGAGUUAACGCUGCUAGCUUAAUAUCCUGCUGCUAGAAGAACAGUAAUGAAACCUGGAAUGGCCAUCACUUCUUUAGACUACUGGACCGGGCCUUGUCCCUCAUCAUUCAGGUCUGUUUAAUUUAUUCAUCUACUCAGGAAGGCAUUUGUGAUCUAUGAAUUUGGGAAUUGUAAGUAGGUUUGCAGACAGCCCCAGUUUAACUUUGCGUAAAGUUGUUGCUAUUGCUAGACAAAAUAGGGACACAAACGUUUUUUUUUACAUAUGCAGUGGGUGGUGUAUAUAUGAGAUAAUGGGCUAUGAGUGGAAUUUACAAAUGAUUUUACAGGUCCAGAGUUUUGGGGCAAUAUGGUGCUCUUAUGUAACAGUUAAAGGUCCCUUGAUGUGGUGAGAACAGUUCUAUUAGUCUCUGUGGGACACACGGUAAAACAGUCCUUCCAGCAAUUACUCUUGCAGAUUAUUUAUUGAUUGUAAUAUAAUUGCUACUGAACUGUGUGUUUUUCCCCCCACAUUGCUCUCUUAAAAUGUAUUCACUUACUGUACAUUGCUCUGGAUAAUAGUGCCUGCUAAUUUAUUCAAAUGUAAUGUGAAUGUAGAUGGGCAGUUGAGCGCUGUUCAGGUGGUAGGAUUUCUUUGGUCAUGAUUGACCUGUACUGUAAAAGUAAUAAUUUACCUCUGGCCAUGCUGUUGUGCUGUGUCAAUAUAGUGUGUCACUCAGUUAUGUGAGCUUCUACUAAAUUAGUUGAAUUUAAUUCAA